Messenger RNA from Nycticebus coucang (slow loris), 1201 nucleotides. RefSeq names its product rho GTPase-activating protein 15-like. The transcript has 6 exons. The record is from RefSeq and is a predicted model, not a curated record. NCBI's taxonomy places the organism in Eukaryota, Metazoa, Chordata, Mammalia, Primates, Lorisidae. Bases 842 to 1201 code for a protein of 119 amino acids.
UCCUCGCCGCCUUUGCCUCCAGCAGCCCCGCGUCCCGGCCAACUCUCCGCCUCCGUCAGCCGCCGCCUGCCCGACUGCGCACAACGUGACCGCGUCACGUGACCCGGCGCUGGAAGACGGCGUCCCCGCGCACGUCGGACGGCCGAGGCGCCUCAGGACAGCAGGGGCUCCACAGUGGCCCUGGGCCAGGAGGCGGUGCUCGCCGCAGCCCCAGUGCCGGCCCUUCCCGGGGACCGACGCCAACGUGGUCCUCCAGAGACUGCGCGACCGGCAGUGGCUGGAGGCGGUGUUCGGGACCCCGCGACGAGCCUGCCGGGUGCUGCAGCGCACUCACGCCAGGCCCAGCUUAGGGGAAGUGCGCGCGCGUGUGCUCGCGGUACUGUGCCUGGUGUGGCGGCUGCGCGACCUGAGCCAGGCCCUGCGGGAGGCCGAGGCGGACGGCUACAGCAGGCCAAGUGACUGCAGCCGCUGACCCAGGCCGCCUAUCUGGACGAGGCGCGGCGGAGGCUGGAGGGUCCGGCGCAGCCAGCUGAGGCUUCGCGGGAGGGCUCGGGAACUGAAGGUCCACCGGAAGGAGGAGGCCAAACUAUCGGGCCCGGCAGCGCGUGGCGCGGGGGAUGGAUGCUGCGCCAGGAACGGUCGUCGCGCGCGGUCAGACCGGCUGGACGGGUCCCAGACGCACAGCUCACAGCGCUGGGUAACGUGACGCGGUCACGUGGCGCGCAAUCGGGCUGGCGGCGGCUGACGGAGGCGGAGACUUGGCUGCGACGCGGGGCUGCUGGAGGCCGAGGCGGCGAGGCACCGGGGAGCCGCAGCGGUUGUCACCACGGCAGCCGGUGAGAUGGUUGAAAAAGAAGGUUAUCUUCAAAAAGCUAAAAUUGCAGAUGGAGGAAAGAAACUAAGGAAAAACUGGUCUACUUCCUGGAUUGUUCUUUCUAGUAGAAAAAUUGAAUUUUACAAAGAAUCCAAACAACAGGCUCUGUCCAAUACGAUGCCUGGGAACAGUGUCAGUGAGCGAUAUCUUCAAAACAAAGUUGAGCAACAGCACUGUAGAACAAAAACUGGGCACAAAGCAGAAAGUGUGGAUUUGUAUGGGGCACAUAUAGAAUGGGCCAAGGAAAAAUCCAAGCAGAAAGAAUGUCUUUCAGAUUCAUCUUCAUUGGAAAGUGACCAAUCCUGGAACGAUGAAUCCUUGUUCUGA